AUGUAUAUGAGAGUCAAUCGAAAGUGCUCCACCAAGAGAGAAUGCAAAAUUGAAAGCACUGAGACAAAGUAUAGAUAUCAGAGCGGUUAUAGAAACACUCAAAAAGAACGCCGGCGUACGGACAAGCGUGGCCGACGUUGCGCGACGGCGAACCGUUACUUUGUCGGCGGGAAGAGUGUGAAGCGUGACAUGAGAGAGCGAGAGAGAGCGUCGUUUUGA
Molecule: messenger RNA, 219 nt
Organism: Ilex paraguariensis (yerba mate)
Lineage: Eukaryota; Viridiplantae; Streptophyta; Magnoliopsida; Aquifoliales; Aquifoliaceae
Source: the annotation of a GenBank genome assembly